This is a messenger RNA of Penicillium subrubescens, 1023 nucleotides long. It is a transcript of the gene tif34, whose product is annotated as translation initiation factor eIF3 subunit i. Gene Ontology annotation, cellular component: cytoplasm; eukaryotic translation initiation factor 3 complex, eIF3m. The coding region runs from base 1 to 1023 and encodes 340 amino acids. Lineage: Eukaryota; Fungi; Ascomycota; Eurotiomycetes; Eurotiales; Aspergillaceae. Gene Ontology annotation, biological process: cytoplasmic translational initiation. The record is from RefSeq and is a predicted model, not a curated record. The transcript has 4 exons. Gene Ontology annotation, molecular function: translation initiation factor activity; protein binding; RNA binding.
AUGCGCCCUAUUCUGUUGUCGGGCCAUGAACGGUCCCUGACCCAAAUCAAGUUCAACAAGGACGGCGAUCUCAUCUUUUCGACUUCCAAGGAUAAGGUUGUGUGCGCGUGGUGGUCCGCCAACGGCGAGCGUCUCGGAACAUACUCUGGUCACCAGGGUGCUGUCUGGACUGUCGAUGUUAGCCCCAACACCGUCCUCCUCGCUACCGGUUCCGCAGAUAACACCGUUCGGCUAUGGAACGUCAAGACUGGAGAGUGUGUGAAGACCUGGGAUUUCCCGACGGCCGUUAAACGGGUGGCCUUCUCGCCCGAUGGAUCUAAGCUGCUGGCCGUGACGGAAAAGCGUAUGGGUUUCCUGGGUACAAUUGCGGUUCUCGAUAUCGCGUACGGUGACGGCGAGCUCAACAACUUGAAUGUUCAGGCUGAGGAGCCUAGCUUGCGCAUUACCUGCGAGGACAGCAAGGCUACUGUGGCGGGGUGGAGUUAUCUGGGCAAGUACAUCAUCGCGGGACACGAGGAUGGCAGCGUCAGCCAAUAUGACCCCAAGACCGGUGACCAGCUGGAGAACGUCCAGGCCCACGAGUUCGACCACCAGAUCAACGACCUCCAAUUCUCUCCCGACCGCACCUACUUCAUCACCGCUUCCAAAGACAAGUCUGCCAAGCUCAUUUCUGCCAGCAACCUCGCCAUCCUUAAGACCUACGUCGCCGAUACCCCCCUCAACUCUGCUUCCAUUACCGCUAAGAAGGACUACGUUAUCCUCGGUGGUGGUCAGGCCGCCAUGGAUGUCACAACCACCUCUGCCCGUCAGGGUAAGUUCGAGGCGCGCUUCUACCACAAGAUCUUCGAAGACGAGAUUGGCCGUGUCCGUGGUCACUUCGGUCCCCUCAACACCAUCGACGUGCACCCCGCCGGCACCGCAUACGCCUCCGGUGGUGAGGACGGUUACGUCCGUAUCCACCACUUCGACAAGCCCUACUUCGAUUUCAUGUACGAGGUUGAGCGGGAGCAACUGCGGAAGUAA